Messenger RNA from Clunio marinus, 1065 nucleotides. Lineage: Eukaryota; Metazoa; Arthropoda; Insecta; Diptera; Chironomidae. The record is from the annotation of a GenBank genome assembly.
CUUCAGUACUUAUUUUGGUCAUUUACAAUGUGGAAGCUUUCGCUUAUUUUACUGUUUGCUAUUUCUGCAUCGUUAGAAGCACAAGAAGUAAUCACAUUGACAUGUACCUUCGGGAGAACGGUUUAUGGAGAAUAUGCAUGCUCAUUACAAGGAGUGGAAGUGUUAGAUCCAACAUCUAGUGUAGAGAUAACUGGCGAACAUUUAGAAGGCUAUACAGACAGUGAUGUAUUAUUCGUUAGGAUCAGUUCAUCGAAUACACCCUUCAUGAUUCAAGAAGUUUUCACAACAUUCCCCAACAUUUAUGAACUUGAAUAUUAUGACAGCAACCUUCAAUCCAUUAAUAUUCCUGACAGUGCAAGGCUCGAGUGGUUAAAUCUCAUCCGAAACAACAUUUCAACAAUUGAGAGUGGAAUGUUCAGCAAUCAACCAUUACUCUUUUAUUUGGAAUUAUAUGAUUGUAACGUUCAAACAGUAGAUGAAAAUGCUUUUGAAGGCCUUUCUAGACUCGCUGGUCUUGUACUUUGGGACAAUCAGAUUACCGAACUUAGUGUGAGAACCUUUGCACCAUUAACUGCUCUUCUAGUUUUAGACUUGGAAGCUAAUUUUUUAACAAGCAUACCUCAAGAAUUGUUAGCUGAAAAUAUAAAUCUUUCAACAAUUUACUUUAGUGGAAAUCCAAUCAGAGAAGUUCACCCCAAUUUUGCAGCUAAUCAGAGACAAAGGUUAAGAUAUUUGAAUAUGAGAUCAAUUGAUUGCGUUGAUCGUGUCUUCACAAUUGUUGAUGAGUUGGAUUGGAUGGAUGUGAACAAUUCACUGCAAACAUGCUUUAAUAAUUUUGAUGGAACAGUUCCAGAAGUGAGACAAAUAUCGUUGGAAUUUACCGGAAACUUGAGAGUGUUUGACAGAUUUGGAAAUAUUAUUGCUAGUAUUUAAUUAUAAUCUUAUCGCAAGUCUGAGAAGUUAUCAAGAAAAUGAUUUCAUAAGUUUUAAAUCGUUAACUUGAAUAUAAAAUUGAGGAAUUUUCUGUUGUAUUAUGAACGCAGAUAAAUAAAAUAAUUAAACAAA